Molecule: messenger RNA, 1169 nt
Organism: Ceutorhynchus assimilis (cabbage seed weevil)
Lineage: Eukaryota; Metazoa; Arthropoda; Insecta; Coleoptera; Curculionidae
Source: the annotation of a GenBank genome assembly
GUUCUAUUUUCGUAACGCGGCUUGCACUGUUUUUCCCGCUGCCGCGUUGUUCCCGCCAUAUAUUCAUAUCGGAAGAUAAAUUAUUACACCAGUGCAAGUGCAAUGUCGUUCUUAUUUACUGAAAAAUUAAUCGAAUUGGUAAAAAAAUACCCAAUUUUAUAUGAUUUGGGUACAAGAAUAUCAGGAAAAGGGACAAAAUAUGGGACCAAAUUGGCGCCGAAUUGAAUGAAAGUGGCGAGGAAGUGAAGAAAAGAUGGAAAAAUUUGAGGGAUUCGUAUGCGAAAUAUUUAAAAUGUAUUAAAACGAAAACAGGUCAAAGUGCAAAGAAAAACUACAGCAAAUGGCAAUGGCUUCACUGAUGGAACCAUUUAAACCAUUUUUGGCAUUUGCUAAAACAGAUUCAAAUAUUACUGGUCCUGUUGAUAUCAGUGAAUCUCUUGAUGAAACUAUAAGUGAAAAUAUAAAUGAAACCCAAGAAACAUCUGAUUACUCUAGUCAUUUAGCAAUCGAAUCAGAAAAUAUUAUUGAACAGCCUCAAACAAACGAAGAAUAUAGAGCAUUUGAAAAUAUCAAUGAGGAAAAAAAUACAUAUCAUGUAAAAGCAUCAUUGUUAUCUACACCAUCAACUUCCAAACCAGUUAUUCGAAAAAAAGCCGGAAGUAAUAGAGUAUGCAAAAGGUCGAGUCCCUCGGAAGAUACUGCAGCGGGAACGGUACUUGACUAUCUGCAAAACAAAAAAAAACAAAAAAACGACGAACUAACUCCCACAGACAUGAUAUUUUUGGGAUACUCUCAAACCUUGCAAACAUUUUCACCAAGAAGACAAGCCCAAACAAAAAUGAAGAUUGCUGCAAUCAUGACAGAACAAGAAUGUUUGCAUCUUGAAGGACUGACAGCAAAUAAUCAGGUAAAUUCUGGCGGGGACACAUAUAUACCACCAUCAUCGCUUUGCUUACAUCAUAUAUACUUUGCAAGAAAACAUCUACAGAGAGCCUUUGACCAAUUUAACCAAUUUAACGACCUUGAAAUCACCAGAAGGAACCAGUUCAAUACCAUCAGCAGCAAAUUUCUCGCAGUAUGGCAAUAGCCAUUUAAUAUCAACAGAGGAAAGUAGUGACUAUUCAAUAAUGACACUUUCUCCAGAAGCACAUUCAACAGCAAACUUUUUC